CCCACAGCGCCCGCCCCGCUCCAGCCCCGCUCAGCGCUGCGGCCCUUUCCCAGCUUCAUAUCCCCUGUUCCCUUUCCCUCCGCAGCGCCAUGCGGGUCUGUCCUCGUUCCGCGCUGCUCCUGGUGCUGCUGGGGGUGCUGCGCCAUGGCGGUGCCUCAGGUCUUCUUGAGCUCUCCUUGGGAAAAUUCAGGAAUGUACUCCUUAACCAGACCAGCCCAGUGGAAGCUGUGAUCAGGAACAUCGGCAGCAAUGUGACUGUUGUUGUUUUUCAAGUGCAUGCCCAGCAGAGUGAUGUGGUGAUAUCCUUUGAUAAGACUCCAUCUGUGAACAGCUCAGGAGUUGGAGUGGACAGAGGGUUGGUGUCCAUCCUCCGGCCUCAGCAGACCGUGUGCACGUGGUACCUGCGGGCACUGGAUGCUGGGCAGGUGCUCAGCACAGCCAUCUCCAUUCCCUACAUGGAGAAAGAUCCCAUUCCUGGAGGCUGCAAUCUAGAGUUUGACUUGGAAGUGGAUCCAAAUCUUUACCUGGACUAUACAUUGGUUGAUAUACACAUCAAGUUUGCCCCUGCAAACUUAGGAUAUACCAGGGGAGCAAACCCCCCGUCCUGUGACUCGGGGACAGGGCAGAGCUCGCGGUGGCGGCUGCGCUAUGAUGUCUACCAGUACUUCCUGCCUGAGAACGACCUGUCUGAGAUGGUGCUCGUGAGCCACAUCAGGAAGAUGUCUGAGGUGCAGAGUAUCAAAGCCAAUGGCAUUAAGAUGCUCACUCUGACAACUGAUGACAAGACCAAUAUCUACUUUUCCUCGCUUCCCGGGCAAGGUGUGAUCUACAAUGUCAUAGUUUGGGAUCCCCUCUGGAACACUUCUGCUGCCUACAUCCCUGUGCACACAUAUGCCUGCAGCUUUGCUGACCUGGUGGAUAACUGCUCUUCCCUCAGUAAACUCUCUACCAAAGUGUUCUUCACUGCUUUUGCUGUUCUUGGUCUUUUCACCUGCUUUUUUGGGCACAGAUUCUGGAAAACAGACUUGUUCUUCAUGGGCUUCAUAGUCUCAGCAUUCUUCUUCUUUGUGUUCAUCACAAGGGUCACUGGCCUUGGUUAUGAUGUGCGUCUCAUUUUGACGGCAGUGGCUGGAAUUGUUGGGGGGCUGCUCUUGGCUGGGAGCUGGUGGAGAUUUGGCUCUGUCCUGCUCUGCAUGUUUGUUGUUGGACUCGUGCUGGGAUUUCUCUUUGUGUCCAUGCUCUUCUUCACUCCUCUAGGAGACUACAGGGUGUUCCGUGAUGAUGUGGUGUUCUGGGUGACCUUCACUUCUGUGGCCUUGAUGGUUCCAGUGCUUUUUGUUGGCUGCCCAAGAAUUCUGAACAUCCUGGCUUCUGGAAUAGUGGGCUCUUACACAGUAGUCCUUGCAAUUGCUUGUUAUGUCUACACAAGCCUUGCCUACAUCACCUUGGACCUGCUCCGAAGGGUCCUCAACGACUACUUCAACAGAGCUUACACCAAUGUGCCUUUCCAGAGGAACGACCUGAUUAUCCUGUCAGUGUGGGCAAUGCUGGCCCUCAGUGGGGUGACUGUGCAGCUGCGUCGGGAGAGGAGUGAGGUGCCCUUCCCACCACACCCCUAUCUCACCUGGAAGCGGGAAAGGGAGCGUAGGAGCACCAAUAUCCUGGACCCCAGCCAUCACAUCCCUCCCCUGAGAGAGAGGAUCCACAACAAGCUGCUGCACAUCAAAGAGUUCUUUCAGAAAGACCAGCCGGCCGGGGAGAGAACUCCACUGCUUCUGUAACGUGGCACGACUGGUGGGAACAGAGAGGAAGGACCUUGGAAUGGCAAGAUGAUUCCCAGCAAACCAGGCAGUGGUGCAGGGUUUACCACUGCUCCUUUGUCCUGCUGAUUGAGAGGUUUGCCCAGCAGGAGCAGUUCCUGUCAGUACACACUACAUGCCCUCUGUAGCUCAACUGUAACGUGCUCGUGUCCAGCUGCAGGGCCUUGUCCUCGGGGUUCAUCUCAGGGUGGUCUAGGUUGCUCUUUGGGUGUGGGGAGUGUCAAACAGCCCUUGGGAAAGCAACCUGGACCAUCCUGGCUGUUCCCUUGUGUGUGGGAAUCACUGCUAAGGUACUGCCUGGGUCACUCCUGAGUGUGUCCAGCUGCCAGGGCAGAGACAAGGACAUACCCAGGAGUUCCAGCAGGAGCUGCAGCAUCACCUCGUACAGGUACAGAAUGUGUGGCUGCAGGCACAGCCAUUCCCAGCAGAGUUCCUGAGCCUUGCAGGCUGGACCAAGAGACUUGAGUUUAAACUGCACUGAAUGAACUGUUGUCCGUGUGCACUCCAGGGCUCGGGAUGUGGACCUGACCUGGGAUGAGAAGACUCUCCCUCCUUUGGGUGGUUCUGUAGCAAGCUGGUCAUCUGCUCUGUGUGCAGAGGUGAUUGCCAAGAGAACACGAGAAGUUUGUCUCCCCGUUUGCUUUCUGAACAGCCUGUGUCUUGUCUCUGCUCUGGUAUGAUCUCUUCCUUUGAAGGUGCUGUUAUAAAAGAAAAAAACCAAGUAAGCUCUUCGUAGCCAGUGGCAAUUUUUUUCCCUGGAGUUGGCUGAAACACUAAUGUUUAUUUUUAAUCAUCUUUUAAUUUUGCCUGUCAGGGAUGUGAAAACAGCAUUCAGCCAGCAAAAUACUGACCAGGAUCUCUGCUGACUGAAUGUAUUCCUUACCUAUUGGAAUUGCUUCUGCCCAAAGCAGAAUGUGGGAUAAAAGCAGAUGAGGGACCACUCUUGUGUCCAGUGGAGGAUUGGGAUCUCGUGUGGUGGCUUUAUUCCCUUCCUAAAAACCAAAACCAAAGGUGGUUGAAGUGUUGCAUCCUGUAUCCUGAUACAGGUUAUAGUGACUCUUCCUUCUCCCUGGUUUUGAGCCUUUAGCAAGGGCAGCCAAGUGCACAGUCCUUCCUUUAUGGAACCUCCACGAGGACAUUCCCCAGUGGUGGAAGCUGAAGUUCUCAGCCCCUGCUUUAAAUUUUGGUAGUGAGUAAGUGAGAAACAACUCUUCCUAAGGAAACUGGUUUCUCUGGGAGCUUAGUUGGAAGUUAAAACACCCUGGCAAUAAAAGGCUGGCAAUUAAUGACUUUAACAUGACUUUUCUUCAAGGAGUGAAAGCUCAGUGACACAGUGUCUGAGGUGACUGAACUCUCCUGAAGUUUAGGGAGACAAAUCCCGUGGUUGCUUGGAGCUGGAACAGCAAAGCAAGGCUGAAAUCCUGCAGUUUGGGGCUUGUUUCCCUGUGCUGUUGUGCGGGAUAAAGGAGGUGCUCUUCCCUGGGUCUCACUGACUGAUCCUGAGCAGUCCCUGCCCUGGAUGAUGGCAAGGAGCAAACACUUGUGGUCUAGAAAUGCUCUUAACCGUGUUUACCAUGGUGGGGUUUUUAUAAUUGCUGUGAUUAACGUCAUGCAAGAAACAAGCCUAACUCGAAUUUUCUAUGUCUUUUAUAAUAAAGAUGUCUUUUGGAAA
Molecule: messenger RNA, 3492 nt
Organism: Manacus vitellinus (golden-collared manakin)
Lineage: Eukaryota; Metazoa; Chordata; Aves; Passeriformes; Pipridae
Gene: TM7SF3
Product: transmembrane 7 superfamily member 3
Exons: 12
Coding region: 90-1781 (563 amino acids)
Source: RefSeq, a predicted model, not a curated record